AACAAACUUGGAUUUUAAUUUGCUAAUUUUCAGGCAUGAGACUGUGGGGGAAGUGACAGAAGUGGGAAGCAAGGUGAAUAAAGUGAAAAUAGGAGACAAGUGGGUGUAGGCUGCAUGGUUGGUGCUUGUCUGCCUGCGAGAGCUGUAACAGCAACCUUGAAAACCACACGGAACCGUCACAUAUGGAGGUUACUCAGACACAAUGGUCGCCAAUGAGCGCUACAUCGUUCGUUUCCCCGAGAACCUGCCACUUGAUGCUGGUGCUCCUCUACCAUGUGCUGGGAUCACAGUGUAUAGUCCCCUGAAAUAUUUUGGCUUAUCUGAGCCUGGUAAGCAUGUUGGCAUUGUAGGCCUUGGCGGGCUUGGUCACACCGGUGUGAAAUUCGCUAAGGCGUUCGGGUCAAAAGUGUCUGUGAUUAGUACCUCCCCUGGCAAGAAAGAUGAAGCUCUGAAGAAACUCGGGGCUGAUUCAUUCGUGGUUAGCUGCGACCAGGAGCAAAUGAAGGCUGCCAGAGGCACAUUGGAUGGCAUCAUCGGCAGAGUCUCAGCUGCGCAUCCCAUUGUGCCCUUACUUGGUCUUUUGAAGCCCCAUGGGAAGCUUAUUCUGGUGGGUGUACCAGUAAAGCCACUAAACCUCCAUGUGUUUCCUUUAAUCAUGGAAAGUCUGGCCGAUAGUGGAAUCGGAGGCAUGAAGGAGACCCAGGAAAUGAUUGAUUUUGCAGCAAAACACAACAUAACGGCGGAGGUUGAAGUUAUCUCAAUGGAUUACGUGAACACAGCAAUGGAGCGUCUUGCUAAGAAUGAUGUAAGAUACCGAUUUGUCAUUGAUGUUGCAAACACACUGGCUGCUAGGGAAGCUUGAAGACUCAAGAAGGUGAAUAAUGAAAGUUGUUGUAAGGUCUUAAGUAACUACAUUUCAUCCACGUAGGUUGAUUUGUGCCUGGCACGUUUAUUUUGUUUGUAUUGGCCAUUUAAUAUUUCAAAUAAGAAAGUAUAUGGGACGACGCCACGAGUCUAAAUCACGCCUAAGCCUUGACAUAUGAACUUUUUCAGCCGUAUUAUAUCAUUUACCUGUUUUAUUAGCAUUAUGAUUUUCCAAGUUUUUCAGUAUUUUGUUAUUGGUGUAAUUCGUUUCGUAUUUCAACUCCUAAAAAAUCUAGAGUUGACUGGCAUUAUUAAAUCUCCUUUAAGACGA
Pyrus x bretschneideri (Chinese white pear) is the source of this 1195-nucleotide messenger RNA. RefSeq names its product probable mannitol dehydrogenase. Gene Ontology annotation, molecular function: cinnamyl-alcohol dehydrogenase activity. Gene Ontology annotation, biological process: lignin biosynthetic process. The coding region runs from base 203 to 862 and encodes 219 amino acids. NCBI's taxonomy places the organism in Eukaryota, Viridiplantae, Streptophyta, Magnoliopsida, Rosales, Rosaceae. The record is from RefSeq and is a predicted model, not a curated record. The transcript has 3 exons.